CUUACAGAUCCUUGUCCAGCCAGCUGCCGCCGCGCCGCCAACGCAUCAACAUACUGAGCGCAGCGCACCUGAGUUGCGGCCCAACCACACCCGCGAGCAGCUGUCUUACCACUACCGCACACCUGCCCGCGACGGCCGAAUCUGCAUGAAGUUUUGACGAGGCCAUAAGAAGGCGGCCGGGGGCUGACGCUCCCGCAACCCUUCUCACUUGCGUCCCUUCUUUUGCGCCGCAGCCUGCUCUCGUGCUCAUUCCCGCUACAUCAACUCGGGGCACGCGUUUACCAUACUAUCAGGCGCAUCGCUCAACAGCAUCCAUGGAUCCCGCUCACCCCGGUCCCGACGACGGCUCGGGCUCGAUGCCCCCCAUCCCUCAGGGCACCACCGAUGCCAACGGCGCUGGGGGCAUGCCUUCUUUCACUCCCGAAAUGAUGGACCAAGCCGGUCUCGGCUCAGAUCCGAUGGCGGCCAUGCUCGCAGGCCAGAAUUUUCUCCAGGACUCGACCAUGGCGGGCAUGCCCAUGGGCGACCCAAACUUCAUGCUGCCUCUCAUGACAGCAAACGGGGCCUUGCCCAUGCAUCAACCUCCACUCAACAACACCGUCUCAGCAGAUGAGAUCGCGCUGUAUGAUCGCCAAAUCCGCCUUUGGGGCAUGGCCGCCCAGGCCAAGAUACAAGGCGCAAAUAUCCUCCUCAUCACCAUGCGCGCACUUGCCAACGAGGUCGCCAAGAACCUCGUACUUGCGGGCGUUGGCUCAAUAACUAUUCUCGACGGUGCUACUGUCACCGAAUCCGACCUUGGCGCCCAGUUCUUCCUUGCGGAGACAGAAGACGUGGUCGGCAAAAACCGCGCCGAGGCCGCGAGCGCCGCUCUUCGCAAGCUGAACCCUCGAGUGCAGGUUCACGUUGACCCAGAGAGCGUCACCGCAAAGGGCCCGAGCUAUUUCGCGGGCUUCGACGUGGUCAUCGCCACCGAUCUCGACCCGGACACGUUCAACAUCAUCAACACGGCGACACGCAUCAACGGCAAGGCUUUUUACGCGGCUGGGACACACGGCUUGUACGGCUUCAUAUUUAGCGACCUCAUAGAGCACGACUACGUGAUUGAGCGUGAUGUGGGAAACGUGGCCACCGAGACCAAGCAGGAAACGCGGACGCGUUCCAUCAUCGACGUCAAGACCAAGACGGAGGGCUCCAAGACGGCAGAGAGCGUCACCAAGCGCGAGCUGUACUCCACAUGGUUCCUCGCCAGCGACCUCGCCGUGCUGCCAGAGGAGUAUCUCCAGUCGAAGCGGCGCCUCAGGAGCGUCACGCCCGCGCUCUCGUGCUUCCGUGCGCUGUGGGAGUUCAAGCAGCUCAAGGGCGGCGUCCUGCCCUCCACUUCGAACCGCGACGACCUCAAGAUGUUCACGCAAAUCGCCACGCAGAAGCACAAGGCGCUCAGCCUCCCCAGCGAGACGCUGCGCCCCGAGUUCCUGCGCAGCUUCCUGCAGAACCUGGGGAGCGAGAUCGCCCCCGUGACGGCCAUCCUGGGCGGCCAGCUCGCGCAGGACGUCAUCAACGUCCUCGGCCAGACCCAGCAGCCGAUACAGAACAUGGUGGUCCUCGACGGCGACAAGAUGGAGGCCGUCAUGUACCCGCUGCACCCGGAGGGCGCGCUGGGGGCCGGCCUCCUCUCGCUCGGGGGCGGCGGCAACGCCAUGGCCCCCAAUGGCGGCGACAUGAUGUUGGACCCGGCGGCGGCCAUGCUGAGCAUGCCGGGCAUGGGAGGAAUGGGCAUGGACGCCGCCGUCGUCGCCAUGGGUCACAUGGCGGCCCCCGUGGACGGCAUGGGCGUGGGAGUCGUUGGCCUGGGCGGCCACGGCGCCAGCCAGCAGCCCCAGGGCGAUGCGAACGGCCAGGCUCCCGCGGGAGGCUUCGCGCCCGACGUGCAGUCGGCUGACGCGCAUAGAGGAUCGGGGGACGCUGCGUCGGCGUCCGGCGCUGGACAAGGACAAAAGACCGAGGGCCAGGACAGCAAACCCUCCGCGUCGUAAAGAAAGGGAGGAGGGGAAGGAAGAACGGGCUCAGGAUCGGGCUCUUUGCAAUGUACCACAAUACGAAUGUUGAAUACGAGUAGAUAGAUGGAUGGGCAGGAAGGAAUAAAAAGAGCAGCACGAUCCGCUGCGGUGCUUCCCAAC
Purpureocillium takamizusanense is the source of this 2177-nucleotide messenger RNA. RefSeq names its product E1 ubiquitin-activating enzyme (gene AOS1). The record is from RefSeq and is a predicted model, not a curated record. Gene Ontology annotation, cellular component: cytoplasm; SUMO activating enzyme complex. Gene Ontology annotation, biological process: protein sumoylation. Bases 315 to 2033 code for a protein of 572 amino acids. The transcript has 2 exons. Gene Ontology annotation, molecular function: SUMO activating enzyme activity. NCBI's taxonomy places the organism in Eukaryota, Fungi, Ascomycota, Sordariomycetes, Hypocreales, Ophiocordycipitaceae.